AUGCGUCUGUCCAAGGUGCUGAUGGGCAGGGGCAGCAGCCUCAACAUCCUCUACUUGGAUACCUUGGAAGCCAUGGGGAUUCCACGAGGCUGCUUGCGGGAUUCCCCCUUCCCCUUCUACGGCAUCUUGCUGGGCAUGAAGACCUACCCGGUCGGCAACAUCGACUUGCCGGUCACUUUCGGUAGCAAGACCAACUUCCGCACCGAGACCCUCACGUUCGAGGUGGUGGACUGGAAGGGGAUAUACCAUGCUCUCCUUGGGCGCCCCGCCUACGCCAAGUUCAUGGCGAAUGGGGUCAUCACCAUGAGCUGCUCCUUCGAGCAAGCCAACGUCAGCAGCCGCGAGUACUACGAUCUCGCCAUCACCACGGCGAACUCGGCCAAACUUGGCCAGCUUCGCACCACCACCGCCGAGUGCUGCCCCGACCCUAGCAAGCCUAGCCAGGCACCCGCCUUCGUCUCAACCGAUGAAACCAAGACGGUCGUGGUCGACGAUGCCGACCCAACCAAGACGGUGCGGAUUGGCUCCCAGCUGUAG
Panicum virgatum (switchgrass) is the source of this 537-nucleotide messenger RNA. RefSeq lists its product as uncharacterized. Bases 1 to 537 code for a protein of 178 amino acids. NCBI's taxonomy places the organism in Eukaryota, Viridiplantae, Streptophyta, Magnoliopsida, Poales, Poaceae. The transcript is spliced from 2 exons. The record is from RefSeq and is a predicted model, not a curated record.